UAUUAAAGCGCUUACAAAAACUGCAAAUUUACCUUCCUUGUUUGAAGAUCUUUGAUACUUGUUUAAUUUUUUAUGUCCUAUUUAUUAUCGCCGUCGUAUUGUGUGAAACGUUGAUCAAUUUCAGUUUAAUACGUUUCUUAUAUUCAGCGCGAUUCAAUAUCGUUUGUAAACACAUGGCAUUGACAUGUUGUAUCUAUACCGCGUAAAUAUGUGAAUGAAUUAAAUAAUUGCAGCGCAUUAUAAAUUGUGUCGAUAUUGAAUCAACGCAUUUUCUGACCAAACAAUUAAAUUAUUACGCAUUAUAUUGUUGCAUCCGCGCGUCGAUUUUUAAUAUUUCAUAUUUCACCCUCUAAAAUCAUUUUUUAGUUCUAGGAUGUGGAAAACGAUGCUAAGGAUGCUGAGGACAAAUAAAGUCUUUUAUAAGGCAAAUAAGCGUAUUUUCUCUGAAGAAAAUAAACAGCUGUAUAAACUUGUGAAGCAGCAGUCGCAAGAAAUUAAACAUCAGUCGCAAGAAAUUAAACAGCUGUCACAAGAAAAUAAACAGCUGUUUUAACUUGUGAAACAGCAGUCGCAAGAAAUUGGAUUUUUAAAAUAUGGAGUACAUUCAAUGAAAAAAAAGAUAAAAGAGCAAGAUAUCAUCCUCCGGAUAUUAUAUGUGGGGGAAUUGGCGUCCAGCGUCAAGAUAUAUAUUCGGCUGGAAAUCAUAAGUAAAAAAAUUGGAAAAAUGACUUCCUUAAGUGAUUACAAUCAAAUGGUUGAGGAAGGAAGUCAUUUCCUCCAUCUAAGCGUAAUCACCGGCCCUGAAGUAUCGUGACGUAGCGAUGAGGCGUAGUACAAAAAAAAAACGCUGGCUAGCUGCUAUGGGAUGCGAGACUGUGAGACGCGCCGAACAGAAUCGCUGGAGCCUAGCGCCGGCAAGGCUACUCUUAUCGCAAAGCUUCUCUCGAAUCGAACUGAUAACAUCCAACCGGAAGUACUUGCAAACUUGCACCGAACUGUACCAAUCAGACGAUCUUUUUGUUAUAACAGCGAAAAUGGGUUUCAAUCCUAUGAAAUGGAAAACAAGAACCAUCGUGCAAGGUGUUUUAGGCGCUUUGCUUUUUUAUAUACUAUUUGUUUAUAAGAAGAAGCAUCAAGUGAUGUUUGAAGCGACUGUAAAUAACUCAAAUCCUAAGCAUGUAUGGGAAUUCGUGGCCGAUUUUAGCAACAUGAAAAAGUUGAAUCCAACAAUAGAGGAUUUUAAUGUGAUCGCAGAAAGCGGAAAUUACGAUCAUUGGAAAUAUUCCGUGCAGUAUACCGAACAUUUAAGUCACUUACCAAUGAUCCGAAACGUAGCGCACGGACACUACGCCAUCAAACCGGAUAACAAUGGCUACGUCAUCAGUUCCAAACAUCGGACUUGUUUCUUCUUCGAUUUCAACUGUUUGGAAUCUGUUUCACAAUUCAGAUUCGACGCGGAUGGUGCGAAGGAUACAAAAUGUAUCGAGACCGUACAAUACGAAUGUCCAAUUGCGUUUUCACCUUUGUGCUAUAGGGAGGUCAUGUAUCAGCGAGAGGAGAUUAUGAAGAGACUCAAAUCGGAGUUCAAUAGAAAAGACACUUAAAAAUGUCUCGUUACGGAAUAUUAUUACGCAUGUACUUAUUUUCACAUUAAUUAGAAUUUCUUUUCAAAUAAAAA
Molecule: messenger RNA, 1678 nt
Organism: Formica exsecta
Lineage: Eukaryota; Metazoa; Arthropoda; Insecta; Hymenoptera; Formicidae
Exons: 5
Coding region: 822-1604 (260 amino acids)
Source: RefSeq, a predicted model, not a curated record